CUUAGACAACCACAAAAACCAUUUACAUAUCUUCUUCUUGUUCUUCUUGAUCAUCAUCUUGUUCAUCUCUCAACGGCAAGAAAAAAAAUAUAGAAAUCAUGAUCAAUCUCUUCCAGUCUCUAAAAAGAUCAUUGGCUUAUGCAGUCAUAUGGAUGCUCUUUAUGAUUCUGGAUUGUGUUUUGUCAGUUAAUGAGCGUCACAAACACUGCGCUCCAACGUUUAGCUGUGGAGAUAAGAGAGAUCUCUAUUACCCCUUUUGGACACCUGACAGAGAAGAGUGCGGUCACCCAGAUUUCAAGGUCAACUGCAGCGACGGUUUUGCAGAGCUUACCAUUUCCUCAGUUAAGCUGAGAAUCCUUGAGAUGAAUUCUAAGUCUAGAAUCAUCAGGCUUGCCAGAAUGGAUUACAUCAACGAUCUUUGUCCCCAUAAGCCUGAGAACGCAACACUCAACAAUCAAGUCCUUCCAUUUUCCAAAGACACAGAGUUCCUAACGUUUUACUACCGAUGCCAUGUUGACCCAAAAGUGAUCAGUGGCCACAUCAGACAGAUUGACUGUGACGAUGAUGAUACUGACAGACCAAGUUUCUCUGUCUCGUCCCAUUUAUAUUAUCGGAGAAGGGAAAUCAUAAAUAAGUUAAGGGAAUCAUGUACAAGUAUCGUCAACGUUCCAGUCUCUCGAACUGCCUUGAGGACAGAAGAGAGGAAUCAGAGUGCGGAGGCUAUAACGAAGGCUCUUGAAAAGGGUUUCGAGGUUAGUUUUAACAGAGAGUGUUCGCGAUGCAGAAGAUCAAAUGGUGCUUGUGGAUAUAAUGAAACCUUGGGAGGAUUCGUCUGCUAUUGUAUAAAUGAGCAUCAUCAUAAGCACACUUGUGAAAACAAUGGUCUAUCCAAACCAGCAAAAAUAGGCAUUGGAUUCGUUUGUGGUUUCUUGGGUGCCACUGUUUUAACAGCAUGUUUGGUCUGUUUCUACAUCCGGAGAAGGAAGAAACUGGCAGCACAAAUCACAAACAAAGGCCUUUCAGAUACUCCUUACUCAAGAAGCAACCACGCUCUCAUGCCAUCUAUCUCUAACCUAGCAAACAGAAGUGUCUAUAAUGGAGUUCAGGUCUUCAGCUACGAAGAACUCGAGGAAGCCACUGAUAAUUUCUCUAGAGAGCUCGGAGAUGGAGGAUUCAGUACUGUCUACUACGGCAUACUGAAGGACGGACGAGCCGUAGCUGUAAAACGCUUCUUCGAGAAGUCCCUGAAACGUGUGGAACAGUUCAAGAACGAGAUCGAUAUCUUGAAAUCCUUAAAACACCCGAACCUAGUGAUUCUAUACGGAUGCACAACGAGGCAUAGCAGAGAGCUACUCCUAGUGUAUGAAUACAUCUCUAAUGGCACACUCGCUGAUAAUCUCCAUGGAGCACAAGCACAGUCUCGUCCUAUCGGCUGGCCUGGUCGACUCAACAUCGCCAUUCAAACCGCGAGUGCAUUGUCCUUCCUCCAUGCCUCAGGAAUCAUACACAGAGAUGUUAAGAGUACGAACAUUCUUCUAGAUAGCAACUACCAAGUCAAAGUGGCUGACUUCGGACUCUCGCGGUUGUUCCCGCCUGAUCGAUCCCACAUCUCAACCGCGCCGCAAGGGACUCCGGGGUACGUUGAUCCAGAGUAUUAUCAAUGUUACCGUCUCAACGAGAAGAGCGACGUGUACAGCUUCGGAGUCGUGCUCUCGGAGCUGAUCUCAUCCAAGAAAGCAGUCGAUGUCGCAAGAAACCGCGAGGAUAUCAACCUCGCGAACAUGGCGAUCUCCAAAAUUGGAAAUGACUCCGUCCACGAGCUGGUGGAUCUGUCUCUCGGAUUCGAGAGGGAUCCUUCCGUUAAUAGGAUGAUGGUUUCGGUUGCUGAACUGGCGUUCCGCUGUUUGCAAGCGGAGAGGGAGGCACGGCCGGCCAUGGAUGAGGUUGUCAAGGUUUUGAGAGGGAUUCAGAAGGAAGGUGAGAGAGAUGGUCCUGAGGUGGUCGAGGUAGAUGACGCUGCGUUGUUAAAGCACUGUGUUCCUCCGUUGUUAUCAUCGACGGUGACUGAGAAAGAGACGAGUAGGACGACGACGAGUAGUUCGAGUAGGACGAGGAGGAGUUCGUUUUGAGAUUGUAAAUCGGAGAGAUUCUGGACCUAGGCGAGGGUGUGGUGUCGGUAUAUGGAUAAAACCAUUUGCGAAUUUCACCUUUUUGACUCUUUUGUUUUUGUUUACUGUUUUUUCUCUUGGUUUUUGCAUAAAAGGACCAUUACUAUUCGUUAACUGUUUUACUAAUUAAAACUAGAUUUUGAUCCGCACGCCCGUACGGUUGUAUAAAUUUAUAAAAUAUGUUGUUUUUCA
Raphanus sativus (radish) is the source of this 2360-nucleotide messenger RNA. RefSeq names its product LEAF RUST 10 DISEASE-RESISTANCE LOCUS RECEPTOR-LIKE PROTEIN KINASE-like 1.3. NCBI's taxonomy places the organism in Eukaryota, Viridiplantae, Streptophyta, Magnoliopsida, Brassicales, Brassicaceae. The transcript is spliced from 5 exons. Gene Ontology annotation, molecular function: polysaccharide binding; protein kinase activity; ATP binding. Bases 99 to 2129 code for a protein of 676 amino acids. The record is from RefSeq and is a predicted model, not a curated record. Gene Ontology annotation, biological process: protein phosphorylation.